CUUAUCAGUUGGCAGAGUCUGCAAGUUCUAGUGUUGGUCUUGUCCUUCUCAAGCCAGAUGUGCGGCCACCAUCUCUCCCAAGAGGAAGACCCAGCUGAAAAUGGUCUCUACUCUGCUCCUGAGUCUCCUGCUCUUGAUUCCAGCUGCAGCAGGGACCGAAUGGGUUGAUGGUCAAUGUCCAGCAUGUGGGGUGCCUGGUUCAGAUCCUGAGAGACAGAGGGAAAUACUGCUCAAUCUGGCAAAGCAAAAUAUCCUGGAUAAACUGCACUUAACUCAACGCCCAACACUGAUCCAGCCUGUGUCCAAAGCCACCCUGAGAACUGCACUUCGACGCCUCCACGGUCUCCAAGGAGGAAGGAUUGUGCCUGGUAGCACUUUAGGGGGUUCUGGGACUGGAGUUGAGGAACAGGAGUAUGAGAUCAUCAGUUUUGCUGAGACAGGCUACUCUACCACCAACAGGACGGUGCUGGAUUUCCAACUCUCCCCAGAUCAAAGCAGUGGUAGCUUGGAGGUCCUCCAAGCCAGGCUGGGUUUCUUCUUGAAGAUUCCUCCCAAUGGCACAUGGACUAUGCACGUGAGGGUCCUGGGGCCUGGGCCCCGGGACACCAACCUCACUUUGACCACCCAACACCAGCUAGAGGUAGAUGCCAGUGGCUGGCACCAGUUCCUCCUGGGGCCAGAGGCCCAGGCUGCUUAUGGUCAAGGGCAUCUGACCCUAGAAUUGGAGGCCAAAGGCUGGGGAGCCCAGGGCCCAGUUUUCUUGGAAAAGGAUGCCCAUCAGCCUUUUAUAGUAGCUCAGGUGAGAAUAGGAGAAAAGCACCGGAUUCAUCGUCGAGGCAUCGAGUGCCAAGGUGGGUCUCAGAUGUGUUGUCGACAAGAGUUCUUUGUAGAUUUCCGGGAGAUUGGCUGGAAUGACUGGAUCAUUCAACCUGAAGGUUAUGCUAUGAACUUCUGUACAGGGCAGUGCCCACUACAUGUGGCAGGCAUGCCAGGAAUCGCUGCCUCUUUCCACACUGCUGUGCUUAACUUGCUCAAGGCUAAUGGGGCCCCAGGAACAACUGGAGGAGGCUCCUGCUGUGUGCCUACUGCCCGCCGCCCUUUGUCCCUUCUCUACUAUGACCGCGACAGCAACAUUGUCAAGACUGACAUCCCAGAUAUGGUGGUGGAGGCCUGUGGCUGCAGUUAAUGUGUAUAAAAGGGAAGGAGGACACGCAGAAGAGGACAUUCACUUAGAGAUUCCCUUCUCAUCUCAGGCAGGUUGUUCACAAAUUCUUCCACAACCCAUAAUGGGGAACCAAGGCAUUUCUGGAAAUCCUUCCACUCUCCCUCUGGACAUUCUAUUGAAGCAUCUGGUAGCAGGGUAGACAGAGAGCACUGGACCUCAGCAAGACCGAGUUCAAAGCUGGCUUGUGUUUAUAGUCUCCUCAACUAUAAAAUGGGAACAAUAAUAGUACCUAUCUCACAGGAUGGUUGCAUGAAUGAAAUGAGAUGUUUGCAAAAAAGUACCAUAGUACUUGGUGCAUAGCGGAUGCUAUAAAAUGCUCAUUCCCUUCUUUUCCCUUUCCACUCCCCAAGAGUCACCCUACUCCCCUUUCCACUCCCCAAGAGUCACCCUACUCCUCUUUCCACUCCCCAAGAGUCACCCUACUCCCCUUUCCACUCCCCAAGAGUCACCCUACUCCCCUUUCCACUCCCCAAGUGUCACCCUACUCCCCUUUCCACUCCCCAAGAGUCACCCUACUCCCUUCUUCCCAAGAGAGCUUAGAGUACAGAUUCACAAUCCCCUACAAAUUCUGAUUUUCUUCUGUUUCACUCAAAGCCCUCUCCAACUCACAGGUCUCAUGGAUGCCCCACCCUCAUUUGAGGGACCCUCUUUCCUUAUGUACCCAGACAAAAACCCUCACUUCUAUCAUGUGGUUCCCUUACUAGAAGGCUACUCUAAUCUUCAGCUUAUCUUGAAGCAGGAAACUCCUCUAUCCUUACCUCAGGGACUUCCCCUCCACCCCGCUUCCAGGCAGAGAUCAUGAUCCUGCCUCAUUCACUGGUUGCCUAAGUGUCUCAGCAGAGGACCUCUGGCUCCGAAAUGAGCUGAUCCAGCUCCUUUCCUCCUUUCUGAGGGUGGGAAGGUAGGUACAGAUGGACCUGGGAUUCUGAAAAGUAUACCUCCUUGGAUCCACACACACAAAUCUAUAUUUAUCUAUCAGACAGGCACAUAUUUCUCCUUACAUAUCUCCAACCUCCUCAAAAUUCCUCCCAGUUGAAGUUCAUCUCUUUCUCCUUGUCUAUCCUUUCUUCCUUUCCCCUUCCAUCCUCUCUUCCUUCCUACCAGCCUGCUUUCCCCCUCUCUAUGCCUCUCCUGCCCUUUAUCAAUCCUUUCUCUAGGGCAAAGUCCACAUUUGUGCUUUCUCCCAUACACAGGAUUUCCUCUCUUUCCUUUCUACCUACUCCCCAACAAUCCUUCCUUCUCCCUGCUCCACUGGAUCAUCAUUGAUCUUAUUCCUGGAUACCAGUAAAAGCAUUCACUCCCUUCCAGAUUCACAUCCCUACAAUGGGCUGUUUUCCCACGAUUUAGACCACCACUGGGUUCUGAGGAGUAAAGGGUGAGAGGGCGGUGAGACCCCCAAAUAGGAAGAGCUAAUAGUCAGGCACCUGCCACCUCCUCUUCCCUUUGUGAUUUGGCCGAAGAUAUGGAAGGUUGCAGGCUAAGCGAUUAAUUGUUGGAUGAGGGUCCAUCGUGAAUGCACAUUGUGCUGGGUCUGGUUGCCCAGAUGGGGUUCCUGAACCCCUGGGGGACCACCCAGCUGUUGCAAGAAGCCCAGCUCAUGAAACAACUGGGGGAACAGAGAAGCCAACGUACCUUGUGAAGAUGGACCCCUUUGUCUCCAUACAACUAUAUCACAAUUUUCCGUGUGUGUGUGUGUGUGUGUGUGUGUGUGUGUGUGUGUGUGUGUGUGUGUGCUAUUGUGAUGAAUAAAACAGCAAUGUUUUACUGGGCCAGGGUAGUUUUUGGUCAUGGAUUUUCUUGACCAGCAACACGAUUAUUAUCUAUGGGGUGCGAGUGGAGGGUCUGACAAAUGUUUUGCCACUAAAAAGGGGUCCUCCUGGAGCUCAGAGAGGAUGGAGUCAAAUCACUGGCCAGGGAAGAAGCAAAGGGUUUGAGUCUAAGCUCUUCUCCCCUAGAGAAAACCUGAGAUGAAGCAGGAGUCAGGUGAAUGGACUUGAGAGUGGGAAAAGGAAGAGAGGCCUCAAGUGAAGCGGCAGAUCCAUUUAUCUAUGACCUUUGCCCUCCUUCCCCCACUAGCUCCUCCCCUUGGCUGGACAGCUCUGUUCUAAGAGGUCGAUAUAGUCUGGUGCCCAAGGUCGAGUUUGCGCAAAGCUGGAUGUUGCCAUUUGGGGAAUGAAUUGUCUGUGUUUGCUUAGCCAACAAUCGCUUCCUGGGCAAGU
Molecule: messenger RNA, 3444 nt
Organism: Monodelphis domestica (gray short-tailed opossum)
Lineage: Eukaryota; Metazoa; Chordata; Mammalia; Didelphimorphia; Didelphidae
Gene: INHBC
Product: inhibin subunit beta C
Cellular component (GO): extracellular region
Molecular function (GO): cytokine activity; growth factor activity; hormone activity
Source: RefSeq, a predicted model, not a curated record